Colletotrichum truncatum is the source of this 978-nucleotide messenger RNA. RefSeq names its product pectate lyase. The record is from RefSeq and is a predicted model, not a curated record. Gene Ontology annotation, molecular function: pectate lyase activity. NCBI's taxonomy places the organism in Eukaryota, Fungi, Ascomycota, Sordariomycetes, Glomerellales, Glomerellaceae.
AUGAAGUUCUCCGCUGUCACCCUUAUGGCCGCUCUGGCCGUGGCUUCUCCCACCAACACCAUUAACGCCCGCAACGAGCUUGCCCGUCGCCAGGCUGCCGAGGCUUGCAACAUUGGUUACUGCACACAGAACGGCGGUACCAAGGGUGGUGCUGGCGGUUCUACCGUCACCGUCAAGACCGUUGAUGAGCUUGUUGCUGCCGCCAAGCGCGAGGAGCCUUUGACCAUUAUUGUGUCCGGCAAGAUUUCCGGCAGCGCCAAGGUUCGCGUUUCCGCCGACAAGACCAUCAUCGGAGAGAAGGGCAGCUCCCUGACUGGUGUCGGUCUGUACAUCCGCCGCGUCAACAACGUUAUCGUCCGCAACAUGAAGAUUGGCGGCGUCAAGGCCUCCAACGGUGAUGCCAUCGGCAUCGACGAGGCCCUCAACGUCUGGGUUGACCACUGCGACCUCUCCGGUGACCUCUCCGGAGGCAAGGAUGACCUUGACGGUCUCCUCGACGUCUCCCACGGUGCUGACUGGAUCACCGUCUCCAACGUCUACUUCCACGACCACUGGAAGGGAUCUCUGGUCGGUCACUCCGACAGCAACGCCAAGGAGGACAAGGGCAAGCUCCACGUCACCUACGCCAACAACUACUGGUACAACGUCAACUCCCGCGCCCCUCUUGUCCGCUUCGGUACCGUCCACGUCGUCAACAACUACUACAACAAGCUCCUCCUCACCGGUGUCAACACCCGCAUGGGUGCCCAAGUCCUUGUCCAGAGCACCGCCUUCAACGAGUGCCCCGCCCGGGCUAUCUUCUUCGCCGACUCCAAGGAGACUGGCUACGCCGUUGCCGAGGACGUCGCCCUCGGCGGAUCUGAGAACUCUGCUCCCAAGGGAACCCUUACCUCCUCCUCGCUCCCCUACAAGAUUGCUGCUCUCGGCUCCUCCAAGGUCGCCGGUACCAUCCCUGGCACCGCUGGCCAGAAGCUUUAA